UUUGAUCAUUGUGAUCUAUUGUUCUAGGAAGAACGUCGAAGAACGGGAAGGUACUUGGCAGCAGGCUUGGUGAUAUUUCUAGUAAUCUUAGGGUUGUACCAUGCAGUACGAUUUGGUUCUACGAGGUUAUCAGCUCUUCUAGGAGCUGCCCUUAUAAUGUCCAUGUAUCUACUCUGGCUGUUGUAUGCCUCGCAUCGCAAGAAACAAGUUCUUAGGGCAAGGGAACUGGCCAUAGAGCAGCAGGUGCACGAAGUUUUAAUCCACAGAGCAAAAUCAAAGGAGAAGAUUGACAAGCCGAAAAGGAAAUUGAGGAAACAUCGACCAACCGUUUUAAGAUCGUAUUCUAUCGGAUGACCGAUCUAUAAUAUAUAUGGUCUUGGAAUAUUCUAAAUUUGGAUACGGUGUUUUCUAAUGUUUUCUAAUGAUCAGUGUAACUCCUAUACUAUCUCUUCAGUACCCAUAUGCUUUGUUAGCACUAAGUUUACAGGACAAAAGUUGAUCGAAUCUGAAAAUUGAGAAGAAAAUGGAACGCAAAAGUUUUUCAGUUCUGAACGUUCCGGAAAAGCAUCUGUAUCUCACUUUCCUUGUUAUAUGUAUAUUUGUGUGUGUGUACAUGUAAACAUUUCUAUAAAAUAUCAAUACAUUUUUAUAAUAAAAAUUAUCCAAGGAAUGAAAUUAAUGAGUCGAAAUAAACUACUUUGGUUGAGAAAUUUACGCCAAAGGACAGGCUAAACAGCAGACCGAUUAUUGCUACACGUGGCCCUAGACCUCGACCACUCUAAAGAUAUUGAUUGGAGUCACGAACCCAUUAAGGCGAGAAUACACAUGCCAGUAAAAUAGCAUGCCAGUGGCCAGUAACUUGUAUGCUAACUACUUGUCCUACGACAUCCCAAAAUACACAUGCUAGUUUUGGAUAUGCCAGUCUGUGGAAACUUUCCUUUAUCUUCUUUAACUCUUGGUGGUAGGUUGUUCUUAGGUUUUUUAUCUUAUUUUUCAUAAAUUUCAAUGUUAAACUGUUAUGUCAUUUGCUUCAAUAAAGACUUGUAAGCAUUGUCUCUAGCGAUUUUAUUUGUAUACAAUGGAGAUCAUGUAUUCCAUAAACACGGAUACUCCCUAUACUGCAUAACAAACAAUAAAGUCUUUUCGUCUCCCCAACGAGCCAUUUCGCCCCAAAAUAAACAAAUAGUUCUAUAGUUCAAGAAUCC
Messenger RNA from Acanthoscelides obtectus, 1205 nucleotides. The record is from the annotation of a GenBank genome assembly. NCBI's taxonomy places the organism in Eukaryota, Metazoa, Arthropoda, Insecta, Coleoptera, Chrysomelidae.